UAUAUUAACUUUACGGAAGAUUGCUUAACACUCAAUGUGUUCGUGCCUCAUACUUUCAAGAAGAACGUGUCACUUCCGGUUAUGGUUUGGAUCUAAGGAGGCGCAUUUGUGGAGGGUGCCAGUGUGAUAUAUCCCGCAGAAGGCAUUAGUACAAUUGGUGACGUCAUUGUGGUCACAUUAAAUUAUAGACUUGGAAUGUUCGGAUUCAUUCAAAGCGCCGACGGGAAACUUCCGGGUAACCAGGGUCUUUGGGAUCAGCACCUAGGGAUCAAAUGGGUCCACGAUAACAUAAAAGCGUUCACCGGCAACCCCAAUGACGUCACCAUAUUUGGAGAGUCGGCGGGUGGCGCAUCUGUUGUGUACCAGGCCUUAUAUCCGGGUAACCAAGGCUUCUUCCAGCGCGUGAUUGCUCAGAGUGGUUCCGCUUUGGCCUACUGGGCAAGUCAUGAAUUACCGAACGCCGAGGCUUUCAUCAUUGAGAAGGGUUGCGACAAGGCUCCGGACCCAAUAGAAUGCCUUCGCGCCCUCACCCCCGGGCAACUUCAAGACAACGACACUUUACCAUGGGCACCGUUUGUAGACAAAGACUUUGUGAUCGCUUCGCCAAAAGAUAUUGUUUAUGGAUCUGACUCAACAACUUCAAGCGCCCGCAAUUUCUUCGCAUCGUUAGAUUUCAUGACUGGUGUGAAUAAUUUCGACGGCGCCCUAUAUCUCAGAGACGUCUGGCCAAACAUCCUGCACUAUUCAGAUAUGAACACGUUUGUCUUAACACGAGAGGAGUUUAUUGGGAUCGCAAUUCCAGCAGUGGUCAUUGACACCAUCAAACCCAAGAACAUCCGAACUGCUCUAAUUGCCGAGGAGUUACUGAAUAUACAAUACACGGACUGGCAGCAUCCGAAUGACAGCGCCACCUUGCGGUUCAGUCUCACCAACAUUUCCAGUGACGUGGCGUUCUUCUACCCAGCAGUUUCCACGGUGAAGGGCCACGCGUUGCUCGGAAAGGGAAGUCGUUCUUGUACGAACUGAGCGUUGUCCCAACCACGCAUGCCUUACAGACACCCAACUGGAUAUCCGGUUCAAACCACGCAGACGACAUUCAGUACGUGUUCGGGUAUCCGCUUUACGCCGGACCACGCAGUACCGGAAACUACACGGAGGAGGAGCGACGACUUGCCAGGGGCAUGGUUACCAUGUGGACAAACUUCGCCAAGUCAGGGGAUCCAAACAAACCGGAAGAUGCCCGUCAGUUCACCAACGCCACGUGGGCCGAGUAUGACCUUGACUUUCAGAGCUUCCUACAGUUCAC
Molecule: messenger RNA, 1306 nt
Organism: Dreissena polymorpha
Lineage: Eukaryota; Metazoa; Mollusca; Bivalvia; Myida; Dreissenidae
Product: cholinesterase 2-like
Exons: 3
Coding region: 196-1026 (276 amino acids)
Source: RefSeq, a predicted model, not a curated record